GCGGAGGAGGAGGAGCUAUUCUCUACAGCUGUACGCGAGUCACACUAGAGGGAGCAGACAGAGAGGAAAAAAAACACUAACUCUGCUAAUUGACAUAUAUUAAAUUUACAGUUAUAUCCGCGCGACGCGAUGGAUUAAAAGUCCUAAUUCGCGAACGAACGCGAACUUAUUUUUCCUUGCGUUUUGCGGUGACGCCGGUGGGAUUGUGAAACCAUGCCGAGCACCAAAGGACUAAUUUGGGACAUCAGAAAGCGGUCAAUCUACUCCAGCGACUCCAACUUCACUCGCACGAACUUUCUUGGGAGUAAAGAUUUCAUCCAACGUCUCGGACUGGAAACGACCCUUGAGGUCCACGAAGGUUCGGUCAACUCGCUGUGCUGGAAUGAAACGGGAGAAUUCCUCCUGUCCGGGUCCGAGGAUGGGAAUCUGGUGGUCACGAACCCAUACAGCAGAGAGGUGAAGACAGUGGUGAAGUCCCGCCACCUUUCCAGUAUCCAGAGCGCUCAGUUCAUGCCGCAGACUGGCGGCCAUGUUGUGGUGUCGUCCGCCGCCGACGGUCAGAUCUUCUUCACCAACAUCACCAAAGGGCCCAGCGCCGCCACGCAGACCCAGUACCACUGCCACGUCGGGUCCGCCUACAAGAUCCUGACGGUUCCCAGCGACCCGCACUCCUUCCUGUCCUGUGGCGAGGACGGAACCAUCCGCUGGUUCGACGUCCGCAACAGCACCUCCUGCAGUCUGAACAACUGCAAACAGGACGUGCUGAUCGACUGCCGGCGGGCGGUGACCUCCAUGGCCGUCUCACCCUCGGAGCCCUUCUUCCUGGCGGCCGGCUGCUCCGACGGCUCCGUCCGGAUCUACGACCGCCGCAUGCUGGGCACCCCCGCCACCGGCUGUCACUCGGGCAGCGGGGCGUCGGGGAUGACAGCCCGCUUCUUGCCCGCCCACCUGACGGAGCUGACCAAUCGGGUUACCUCGCUGUGCUACAGUUCCGACGGCUGCCAGCUGUUGGCCAGCUACGCCUCCGACUACCUGUACCUGUUUGACCCCCGGGACGACUCGGGGCGCCUGCUGAAGGGGCUAACCCAGGGCCCGAAGUGCCAGCCCCGACAGACGUCCGCCAAGCGGCUUCGCCUGCGGGGGGACUGGUCCGACACCGGACCCCUCGCCCGGCCCGAGAGCGAGAGAGACGGUGACAGCCGUUCUGAGGUGACUCUGCUCCAGAGGAUCUCGGAUAUGAUGUCACGCUGGUUUGAGGAGGCCAGCGAAGGCCAAGUAGGCAGACCCCAGGCCGCAGCCCUGACCCCUGUGACCCCCAGAGACCAGACCCCCCAGGGGGAUGGAGUCUCCCUGGAGGUGGAGCCGCUGGUCAGCCGCCACCUGGGAACCCAGGGGACCUCAGCCAGCAGCAUCCAUCUGGGCUGGACCGGUCCCGGGCAGUCCCAGAACCCCCCCCAGGGUGUCGGAGAGGGCCGGGUAGGGUCCAGGGGGGUGGAGGAGGAGGAGGAGACAGCCCAGGGACAGCCCCGCCCCGGUUGGGGGAGCGGGGAUGUUGUGUCUCUGUUCCACAGGUUCAACCUGCGGGGGUCGGCCGUCGGGGAGCGAGUGCUACGGCGGUCGGCCGCCGCCCACAUCCAGGAGAUCUUCCGACGGCGGAGGGAACGCCGGGAGCUGGAGGAGAGCGAGACGCGGCGCCUGGGCCGGCCAGCCGCCCACACCGUCUUCAGGGGCCACCGCAACUCACGCACCCUGACCAAGGAGGCGUGCUUCUGGGGCGAUCGCUUCGUACUGAGUGGCUCGGACUGCGGCCACGUGUUCGUCUGGGACCGCAAGGGGGAGGGGCCUCUCGGGGGGGAGGGGCCUUACGGGGCGGAGCUGGUGAUGCUGCUGGAGGCCGACCAGCACGUGGUCAACUGCCUGCAGCCGCACCCCUAUGAACCAAUGCUCGCCACCUCGGGGAUAGACAACAACAUAAAGCUGUGGUCGCCCACGGAGCGACGCCCCGCCUUCGACCGCCAGCUGGCCCAGGAGCUGCUGUGCCGUAACGAGGUGAUGCUGGAGGAGACCAGGAACACCAUCACUGUCCCCGCCUCCUUCAUGCUGCGCAUGUUGGCCUCGCUCAACCGCGCCUUCAGACCAGAUCAGGCAGAGGUGGAGGGGUCGGGAGCGGAGAUCGAGGAAGAGGAGUAGCAGGGUGUUUUACGCCCCCACCAGCACCACCCGACAACCAGUCCUCACUGAAGCCCACACGUGUAGCAUCGCACUGAGCUGUCUGUCUGCUCUGUAGGAGUGCAGUGGUUUGGCCUUUAGGAUUUAUUUAUGUUUUUCUUGUUUUUCUGUCAAGACAGCCAAAAGGAAGAUUUGUGUUUUUCUGAGCACGUAGCAAGUACUAGAUAAGUACUAUAAGCAGAAUGUAGAAUAAGCACUAGAGAAGAAUGAGCACUAUGUUAGAAUAAGUACUAGGGUGAGUUUAAGUACUAGGGUGGAAUAAGUACUCAUAUAAGUACAAGAGUAUAAUCAGAGUACUGUAAGCUCAGACUCUGGUCUGACCAGGGACUGGUUCGCCGAUCAGGCGAUGCAGAAUGUGACUCCGGUGCCAAAGAGGAAGAACACAACAGAUGCACUGAGAUCCGCACCUCACAGACUAGAACAGACUAGAACAAUCAGGACAGGAACUCAAAGCACAAGCAGAUGUCCAACCGGCUCAGGGUCGGCUCCAAACGUCCAUCGAUCGAGUCUCAACAGCGCUUCAAAGUCGAUGGGUUUUAAGAUUUGUGAGCCAAAUAGAAAUGUUCUAGAAAAAGUGUGUAUGGGGUUGAUGUAUGGUAGAAGAUGAAAUGAAACUUAUUCUGAGACUUCUUAUUGAUGUCAGGUUUCGCGAUGUGACUCAAGCCAAUCAGAAGGUGUCUCAAGAUCUUCUCCAAAUGUGGAUAGACAAAAGUGCGACCAGGUGUGUCUGUGAGUGGGCUCAAUAUAUGGAAGAAGAUUAAAUGAAACAGCUCCGAGUACAGAACAUAUUCUAAGGCUGCUUAUUGAAGUCAGGUUUCGUGACUCAAGCAAAUUAGAAACCCUAAAACUUGAGGUUGUGAACAAAAGUCGAUUUUAUUUAUAGAUAUGUGCAAUGUGUAUGGUUUUUUUAGCAGCAGUUUGUAUGACGACAGAAUGUAUUUAUAAUAGUUUUGUUUGUCACGUUUGACGUGUUGUGAACUCAUUUUGUAGAUUGUUUUAUAUUGAUCUUUUACAGCCUUGUGGCUGCAUCCAAUAGACUUGGUUUAAAAGGUGCCUUUGAACUUCUGAUUGUAUGAAGGAAUGUGUUAAAACCAUUGCCUUAUCGCAUGGCCCAAUUUAAAGUUGUGUGAGAUAUAUUUAUGUAUUUAUACUAAUAAAACCAACUGACAUCGAUUAUAAGCAUCUCACUGAAGGUGCGUAAAAUCAAUGAAAGUAGGAUCAAUGGCCCAGAUGAAAGUAUAUUUAUCUAGUUUUAUCGAUAAAACCAUGAAAAUAACUAUGCUCAAAUGUGUGCUCUCACACAGAUAAAUGAUUGGAUACGUGUGGCUGGAACAAGGAAUUUGUCCUUCAUUCAAUCAUAUUAAUGUUAAAAUACGUUUUAAAAAACAACAACUUGUCAUUUAGUUAAAAAUCUUUAUUCACAACGACAUCUCUAAAAAUACACAUUUGGCUUUCCGAAACAAAACCAUAGAAUAUAUAAAUGAAAACGAUUGCCAUAAAACACAAUUCUUAGUUGAAGAAAAGGAACAGGUUGUGGUUAAACUUAAGCGACGUAGCAAUGCUACAUUUUAAGUAUCAACAACAUAGUACAGUGCUUCUACAGUAUCUCCAUCUUAUAUAAACUAUGUAAAAAUAAUUUUCAGUUUACUCCCAUGUUAUCUACAAGUUUAGUCAGGCUUCAGCGAAGAUAUAUCUAAAAGUGCAGCCGAGUUUCACAGGCCAGUUCACAGCAUUGGACCCAGAUUUGGAAAAUACUAAUAAAUGGAAUACAACUCUGUUACGGAAAAAAGUAUAAUUAAAAUAAUCAUACGGGAAAUUUUACAUCAUACAGAUGCAUCUUCUGUUCACGAAAUGUGAAAUUGCAUAGUCCUAUAAUUGGAUUUUUUCUGAACAUAAUUCCAAAUUGUAUUAUAAUUUAAUUAAGAAACGUUUCCGCCAGUAGCUCCAAGUGGUCUGAUGACUCCCAAUAUAUAACAACUAUUCAGUGCUUUUAGGUUUUAUUAUUAAGUUUUAAGCAACACUUAUUAUUUAUAAUCACAAUUUGUUGGUUGGACCAGAAAUAAUGAAUUAUUUUAAUUUUAUGGAUCUAUGUAUUUGGUCCUUCUUUGGUCAACUGUUGCAGCUAAAAUGUAUUUAAAUUUCUCAGUCAUGAGGUUUCAGCUGACAGAUUUUACGAUUACAGUUAUAUAUUUUCAGGCACUUGGUUCGUAUUCGAGUAGCAGAAUUCCUUGAAUAAUAAACCGUAGGCCUCCAUAUUGGAUUAGAGAUCAUUCCGGAACCAUUCAUACAUCAAGUUCAGCAGGCUUUAAAAAACAACGAAAACGUUAACGCAGCAAAUUCAAGUCACCACAGAAACAGAACAAUCUUAUACUGUAACAUGAGGGACAAAUCGCCCCUCUACAAGAACCAUCCGGUCCACGUGCAUUGUACGUCGAUCCAAAUCUAUUUAGACUAUUCACGAUUGAGAGAAUUCUGAACCAUUUUGAAUUCUGAUUCAGUUUGACAACAUUCUUGUCCCGUCUCCCGUAAUAUGUGCUUUUCACUGUGAUUGGGGAUUAAUCGGCCAAUCAGAGGAGGCCUGAGGUAUUUCGGCCAAUGGGGUGUGGCCAAACGUGGCCCUUGCCAAAGAACCGUAUUUAUAUAAAGUCGUCUUACUUAAAGGUUGGGCAUGGGAUUUGCGAAACGCCAGCAGAUUUUAAAAAUACACAACUCAAAUGGUCCUAUUCCCUCUCCUUCAACGCUGACUCUGACUCCACCCAUUACAAGUACAUGGACACGCAAUCAUGCACGAGCGAGAGAGCGAGCCAUUAGCUAGUUAGCUAGCUCCAGUAGCUACCGCAGGAUAACAACAAACAGAAGCUUGCUCUGGGUCACAAGCUUUGAGUACGUGCACGAAGGGGUCACUCGCGGGGGGAGGGGGAGUGCAGUACGACCGUUUGAUUGACGUACUUACUGUCCAAUGCCACUCGGUGGGUCUGGAAAUCAUUGGCUGGAGUUUUUCGAGCCCUGUCCGUUCCACAGAUGAUUGACUUGUUUAAUUUUCAUGUCAGCAGUACUUAUAACUCAGUGGCUGUAAGUGGGUUAUGAUAAGGAUUUCAAGUAAUUUUGCAAAAAUGGCCAAAAAGAGAAUUCCGUACCUAACCUUUAACAUAAAUGCUUUACGAUCGCCGUUGAAUAACCGACAUACCCGUGAUUAUCAAGCCGUUCUCUACGAAGUGAAGGCGUAAUAUUCUUUAGUGCGUAUGUUGACAAGGGCUGGCACGUUAUGCCAUGAAAAUAUUCCGACAUUUGUCGAAAAAGUGAAUAAGUAUAGCCGUAACUCGGGCUGAUCUUAACCGAUGCUAAGCUAACAAACUAGCUACCUAACAUACAGGCACUGUGAUGUCAUUGCUAUGAGGCCCGUACGAGCUCAGUAGGGCAGACUUCGGGUGUCGGAGUCGGUUUCUCCCGGUACCGCCGGAGUCUUUGAACGCCUCCCGGAGGCCAUCUUGGAAAGGGCAGCCAGGAGGAAGAUGGCGGCGAUGGCGGCGAAAUAGCAGCCGUAUAUCAGGAACUGUUGAGGCACAAGAAUAACGUUUUUCCGUUGAUGAGAAUAUGCAAUAGAACCUGCGAAAACUUUUAUAACAUAUAACUUUUGACAAAAAUAAAUUGGCCACGCACAGCCUGCAAAAGUAACAUGUUAUAAAUGUAAACAAACCCACAAAGUGCAUUAGAAGUAGCUAGCAAAUUUUACACUGUCCAUCAUGGUAGUAGCAAGCUCAUUUAUGCUAGCCAACUUUAGCUUCCCAUUAUAGAACUAGCAAGCUAGCACCCUUAGUAACGACUCAAUUUGUGCACAACCAUACGAUCAUAUUAGAUUAGCCAUCCUGCAGAAGUCAGUUAAGUAUCCUGACUGCGAGGUUCCGACCUGGGAGAAGACGUCCAGGCCCAGCCCGGCCGUGUCCACCACCACCAGUGUUAGCACCGACUGUAGCAGUAGCGCUACGAAGGCGUUGACGCCGAACACUAGCGCGUAGCGC
Molecule: messenger RNA, 6248 nt
Organism: Gadus chalcogrammus (walleye pollock)
Lineage: Eukaryota; Metazoa; Chordata; Actinopteri; Gadiformes; Gadidae
Product: DDB1- and CUL4-associated factor 6-like
Exons: 17
Coding region: 214-2190 (658 amino acids)
Biological process (GO): positive regulation of transcription by RNA polymerase II
Cellular component (GO): Cul4-RING E3 ubiquitin ligase complex; cytoplasm
Molecular function (GO): protein binding
Source: RefSeq, a predicted model, not a curated record